Molecule: messenger RNA, 1573 nt
Organism: Phlebotomus argentipes
Lineage: Eukaryota; Metazoa; Arthropoda; Insecta; Diptera; Psychodidae
Gene: HDAC3
Product: histone deacetylase 3
Exons: 2
Coding region: 272-1564 (430 amino acids)
Molecular function (GO): histone deacetylase activity
Source: RefSeq, a predicted model, not a curated record
UGCCGCAGUGUUUUCCUCGCUUUUCCGCACUAUUUGGGCAGUUUUCGGGGCCACCGGCAGUUUCUGGAGAGUCUACAUACCGCCCCGCAGUGGAGUUGAAGCGAGAACACGGUGAAUCCAAUGGCUUCCGGCGUGAAAAGGCGGAUUGCGUGAUGCCUGAGGAAGUCCAGUUGGAUUUCACAGCAACCAGGCGCCUCCUGUUCAUCGUGUUCGUCCUGCUCGUGGUGUACACCGUGAAGAAGUACUUUUAUGAGGAUUACGACCUCUGACCAUGACACGGAAGGUCUCAUACUUCUACAAUCCGGACGUGGGCAACUUCCACUAUGGUCCGGGUCACCCAAUGAAGCCCCACCGGCUGUCGGUGAUCCACAGCCUGGUGAUGAACUAUCAGCUGCACAAGAAGAUGCAGAUCUACAGGCCGUACAAGGCCAGCGCGCACGAUAUGUGUCGCUUCCACAGCGAGGAAUACAUCGAGUUCCUGCAGCGCGUGACGCCGCAGAACAUCCAGGGCUACACCAAGUACCUCUCCCACUUCAACGUGGGCGACGAUUGUCCCGUCUUUGACGGCCUCUUUGAGUUCUGCGCCAUGUACACAGGCGCUUCGCUCGAGGGCGCCCAGAAGCUCAACCACAAUCUCAGCGAGAUCUGCAUCAAUUGGUCCGGAGGUUUGCACCACGCCAAGAAGUUCGAGGCCUCGGGCUUCUGCUACGUCAACGACAUUGUGAUUGGCAUCCUGGAGCUGCUCAAGUACCACCCGCGCGUGCUGUACAUCGACAUCGACGUACACCACGGCGACGGCGUGCAGGAGGCGUUCUACCUCACUGAUCGCGUGAUGACGGUGUCUUUCCACAAGUAUGGCAACUACUUCUUCCCUGGCACGGGCGACAUGUACGAGAUCGGGGCUGAGUCCGGGCGCUACUACUCAGUGAAUGUGCCCCUGAAGGAAGGCAUCGACGACCAGAGCUACGUGCAGGUCUUCAAUCCCAUCAUUUCCCACGUGAUGGAGUUCUAUCGACCCACGGCAAUUGUGCUGCAGUGCGGGGCGGAUUCCCUGGCUGGCGAUCGCCUGGGGUGCUUCUCGCUGAGCACCAAAGGGCACGGAGAGUGCGUGAAGUUUGUCAAGGAGCUCAAUGUGCCCACUCUCGUGGUUGGCGGAGGAGGAUACACGCUGAGGAACGUGGCGCGCUGCUGGACAUACGAGACGUCUCUUCUGAUUGACGAGACCAUCUCCAAUGACAUCCCAAUGAAUGACUAUCUCGGGUUCUUCGCACCGGACUUCACUCUCCAUCCGGAGAUUGUAACGCGGCAGGACAAUGCGAACAGCAAGCAAUACCUGGACCUCAUCGUGCGGCACGUCUACGAUAAUCUGAAGAUGUGCCAGCACGCGCCCAGUGUGCAGAUGUUCAACAUCCCAGAAGACGCCCUGCCGGAAGACGGGAAGAUCAAGGACGAGAGCGAUCCGGAUGUGCGCAUCAGCCAGGCGGAUGAGGACAGGAUGGUAGAGCCGAAGAAUGAGUUCUACGAUGGGGAGAAUGAUAAUGACAAAAUUGAGGCGGAAACGUGAAAUAAAGCC